UUCAUUCAUAGACCAAGUGAUACAUGGAAUAUAUUCUAAAAACGUCAACACGAGACAUCAAACACAUUGUAAAAUGGAAAAAUCAAAAUCAAAUAAAGAUUUACUUUUAUGUGAAAAUCAAUUCUUUUUGGCUAAAAAUAAACCAGAAAAUUUAUUCAAUUUUAAUAAUAAAGAAAAUAAUGUUGAUAAAUGUAGUAAAAAUGAUAUGACAUCAUUCAAGACUGAAAAAUUAACUUCAAAUGUUCUACCUAGAAUAAAGGAUUUUCUAACUAUUUUAAAAUCUGCAAAUCCUGCCGAUGAAUGUUAUAAUAUCGAAAAAGACGAUGAUAAUGAAGAUGAUGAUAAUGAUUCGAAUGUAGAUGAUACAAAUUUGGAACCAAAGAAAAAAGUGCAAUUGGAUGUAUUAUUAUUCGAAAAUGAAAACAAUUUCAACGAUUCUAGUUCUGAUUCUGAUGACGAAGAUGAUUCUUGAU
Messenger RNA from Dermatophagoides pteronyssinus (European house dust mite), 473 nucleotides. RefSeq lists its product as uncharacterized. Lineage: Eukaryota; Metazoa; Arthropoda; Arachnida; Sarcoptiformes; Pyroglyphidae. The record is from RefSeq and is a predicted model, not a curated record.